Messenger RNA from Arabidopsis lyrata subsp. lyrata, 979 nucleotides. RefSeq names its product auxin-responsive protein SAUR21-like. The record is from RefSeq and is a predicted model, not a curated record. The transcript has a single exon. Gene Ontology annotation, biological process: response to auxin. Lineage: Eukaryota; Viridiplantae; Streptophyta; Magnoliopsida; Brassicales; Brassicaceae. Bases 319 to 606 code for a protein of 95 amino acids.
ACCUGUAGUACCUCAACAACAGAACAACAAGUCUUUGUCAAGGGUUAAGUUGUUCUUUUUUGAUAUCCACAAAAUAGGACCACACAUGACAGUUAUAAGUAAGAGAUUGAAUAUCUCCUUUCUUCUCUGCAUUUAUUAUAAAAACAUGGAGAAAACAGAAUCAUGUGAAAUUCUGUUUAUGUAUGUCCCAGGGUGGUUUGAAGCCCAUCAAUCUAUUUAUACAUCUAGAGAUAGAACUAACUAUUCAAUACGAAGCUUGAAUCUGAGCAUCUAGAUUUUUCUUAGAAGCUUCAAAUUUAGAUUUUCCAGACACAAGAAAUGGCUUUGUUCAGAGGUCUCUUGGGUGCAAAGAAGAGUAUCGGUUUUUCUGUAGAGGCUACCAGCAAAAGGACAACUUCAGCACCAAAGGGGUUUCUUGCGGUGUACGUUGGCGAAGACGAGGUCCAAAAGAAAAGAUAUUUGGUGCCAGUCUCAUAUUUAAACCAGCCUUCAUUUCAAGCUCUUCUCCGUAAUUCCGAGGAAGAGUUUGGGUUAGAUCAUCCAAUGGGUGGCUUAACUAUCCCUUGUCCUGAAGAUACCUUCAUCAAUCUGAAUUCUCAGCUCUAAUGAAGAUGUUCCAGAAGAAGGAAAAACUAACACUAGUGAGAGAUAGAAUAUUCAAUGUAAAUACUUAUAUUAGCUCUUUUCCUCUUUCUUUGUGAAAAGAGUUGUUCAAUAGGUUACAAUAGUCAAAAUGUGAAUGUCAUGUUUUGUGUAAGAAACAAUGGCGUCAAUAAUAAUACUUCAUCUUGCUGUCGUGUAUAUAAUGUGUAAAUAUCCUUAUCACCGAGAGGAUCUUGACGUUAAGGCUAACAUCACAGUGAUUUCCUCACGAUGUUUACACUUAAGUACUUAAGUUGGUUCAAAGACAAGCAAGGCAUGGAAGAUCUCAUUACUGUUAUACUGUUGUAAGAAACUCAAGGGAUAUCUAUUUUGAUGA